Platichthys flesus (European flounder) is the source of this 3667-nucleotide messenger RNA. Its product is annotated as ephrin type-A receptor 4-A-like. Gene Ontology annotation, molecular function: ATP binding; transmembrane-ephrin receptor activity; protein binding. NCBI's taxonomy places the organism in Eukaryota, Metazoa, Chordata, Actinopteri, Pleuronectiformes, Pleuronectidae. The record is from RefSeq and is a predicted model, not a curated record. The coding region runs from base 77 to 3352 and encodes 1091 amino acids. The transcript is spliced from 19 exons. Gene Ontology annotation, biological process: axon guidance; cell surface receptor protein tyrosine kinase signaling pathway; protein phosphorylation. Gene Ontology annotation, cellular component: plasma membrane; neuron projection.
ACCGCCCCGCGUAUCCGCCGCUGCAUCCAACUCGCUUCCACACUUGGGUUCAUUCACGCACACUUUUCCCACCGGGAUGGAGCCGCUUCAGCCAGGAGCGCGCACUGCAGCCAACUGGGGGCACGCACGCUUCCACGCAUCUUACAUGGCUGCGGAUUUAUGCCGAAUAUUUUCCACCCUGCUCUGGAUAAUUUCGCUGGUUUCGUGUUCGAGGACGAGGAUUUAUCCGCCGAACGAAGUGACCCUGCUGGAUACCAGGACAGUGCCAGGAGAGCUGAAAUGGGCAGCCAGUCCAUCAGAGGGAGGGUGGGAAGAAGUGAGCAUCAUGGACGAGAAGAACAUCCCCAUCAGAACGUACCAGGUGUGUAACGUCCUAGAGCCCAGUCAGAACAACUGGCUCAGGACGGACUGGAUCCCGAGGUCCGGUGCCCAGCGGGUCUACGUCGAGGUCAAGUUCACACUGAGAGACUGUAACAGCCUGCCAGGCGUCACCGGCACCUGCAAGGAGACUUUCAAUCUGUACUACCAUGAGUCAAACGAAGACAGGGAAAGCUACAUCAAAGAGAGCAGCUUCAUUAAGGUCGACACCGUGGCGGCAGACGAGAGCUUCACCCAGGUGGACGUCGGAGACCGCAUCAUGAAGCUGAACACUGAGGUGCGGGACGUGAAGGUCACAACCAGGAAGGGCUUCUACUUGGCCUUUCAGGACGUUGGUGCCUGCAUCGCCUUGGUGUCUGUCAGGGUGUUCUUCAAAACCUGCCCGCUCACCAUCCGUAACCUGGCGACUUUCCCCGACACCGUCACCGGUGCUGAUACGUCCUCCUUAGUGGAGGUCAGGGGGUCUUGUGUCAACCAAUCAGAGGAGAGAGAUGAGCCAAAAAUGUACUGCGGGGCUGAUGGAGAGUGGCUCGUGCCUAUUGGUGGAUGUCUGUGCAGCACCGGAUAUGAGGAGAAGGGGGGAGCGUGUAAAGCCUGCUCUGCUGGUUUCUACAAGGCCAAGUCUUCUGACUCAGGAUGCUCCAAGUGCCCCCCCCACAGCCACGCGCUCAGAGAAGGCACAACAGUCUGUGACUGCCACUCUGGAUUCUUCCGUGCCGACAGUGACCCUGCCUCUAUGGCCUGCACCCAGCCGCCCUCGGCCCCGCAGCAGCUCAUCUCAGUUGUGAAUGAGACCUCGGUGGUCUUGGAAUGGGCACCCCCCCGUCGGCUGGGAGGAAGGAGCGACACCAGCUAUAGCCUGGAGUGUCUCAUCUGUCAAACAGGGGGCCGCAGUCGGACCGCCGGCAAGGACCUCCCCAGGAAUCACAACGUCUCCAAGCCUGAGGUUCAGCACAGUGGCCUAGGGAUGCAGUCAGACCAGGGCAUUGUGGGAUCAGAAAGCCAGUCAGGGAGGGGCGUCUUCCAGAGCAGACCUGUAUCUGAAGAAUACCCAAGACUCGGCUCUGGCUCCGGCUCUCAGCUCUGCCUUCCCUGUGGCUCCGAUGUGCUCUUCUCCCCCGGCCAGACCCGCCUGAAAACCACCAGGGUGGUGGUGACCGAGCUGAGGGCCCACACGCACUACACCUUCAUCGUCCAUGCACGCAACGGGGUCUCCCUGGCCAGCGGUGCAGGGUCAGCCCAGAGCGUGUCUGUCACCGUUACCACCAACCAAGCUGCUCCCUCUCCGAUGUCAUCCAUCCUCGUCAUCGAUGUCACCAGGCACAGUUUGUCGUUGUCGUGGCAACAGCCAGACCGGCCUAACGGGGUCAUCCUGGAAUACGAGGUCAAGUUCUAUGAAAAGGAUCAGAGAGAGAGGUCCUACCGCAUAAUUAGGACCUUCGCUCGCGGCGUGGACGUCACGGGUCUCAACCCCCUCACGGUGUACGUGUUCCAUGUGCGUGCCCGCACAGCGGCCGGGUACGGAGAGUUCAGCGCUCCGUUCGAGUUCUCCACCAAUUCAGAUCCCUUCCCUCUGAUUGGAGAAGGAGUUAACUCAGCCUUCCUGCUGCUGUCUGUCAGCGGGGUUGGGAUUUUACUGCUGAUAUCUGCAGCUGUCUUCAUCAUUAGCCGCAGGAGGAGCAAGUACAGCAAAACAAGGCAGGACUCAGAGGAGGAGAAACAUCUUAACCCAGGGGUGAAGAUCUACGUGGACCCGUUCACCUAUGAGGACCCCGAUCAGGCCAUCCACGAGUUCGCCAAGGAGAUCGAUGUUAGCAGUAUUCACAUUGAGAGGGUUAUUGGCAUGGGAGAGUUUGGGGAGGUGUGCAGCGGCCGGCUGCGUGUGCAGGGAAAGAGGGAGAUCUACGUGGCCAUCAAGAGUCUGAAGGCGGGCUACACUGACAGACAGAGGAGGGACUUCCUGUCCGAGGCCUCCAUCAUGGGACAGUUUGACCAUCCGAACAUCAUCAGGCUGGAGGGCGUCAUCACCAGAUGCAAGCCGUUGAUGAUCAUCACAGAGUACAUGGAGAAUGGAUCCCUGGAUGCCUUUCUUCGCAAACAUGACGGCCAGUUCACGGUGAUCCAGCUGGUCGGCAUGCUGCGCGGUAUCGCCUCCGGUAUGAAGUACCUGUCAGACAUGAGCUACGUUCACAGAGACCUGGCAGCUCGGAACAUCCUGGUCAACAGCAACCUGGUGUGUAAGGUGUCGGACUUUGGCCUCAGUCGGGUUCUGGAGGACGACCCAGAGGCUGCCUACACUACAAGGGAGGCCACUGGGACUUACCUUUCCCCUGGAGGGAAGAUCCCCAUCAGGUGGACGGCCCCAGAGGCGAUAGCGUUCAGGAAGUUCACCACAGCCAGCGAUGUGUGGAGUUACGGUAUCGUCAUGUGGGAGGUGGUCUCAUAUGGAGAGAGACCCUACUGGGACAUGAACAACCAGGAUGUGAUUAAAGCGAUAGAGGAGGGCUACCGGCUGCCAGCUCCCAUGGACUGUCCCGUGGUGAUGCACCAGCUCAUGCUGGACUGCUGGGAGAGAGACCGAGCCGAGCGACCCACCUUCAGCCAGAUACUCAACAUGCUGGAUAAACUCAUCCGUAACCCCGGGACUCUGCGUCGGACAGGAGGGGACAGACCUACACCCACCAUGCUGGAGUCAGGGAUGGCUUCAGAGGUGUGUGUGUCAGUGGUGCCAGAAGUGUGUGUGCCGGAGUGGUCGGUUUGUGAGUGGCUGCAGUCCGCAGGGUUGGAGAGGUACACAGACACACUGGCAGCAGCGGGAUACACCAGCAUCGACAGUCUUCUGGCUCUCACACACCAGGAGAUGGACAGACUGGGAAUAAUCACACCAUCACACCAGGACAGACUAAUUGCCAGUGUGCAACAAGAAAUGCUGUCUCAGAUGCAGCACAUGCAACACACAAUGGUUCCCGUCUGAAUUGCAGAACUGAUAAAGACCUGUUACGAGAAGAAUUUCAUUUACCUCAUUCAUGCACUUUAGAGAGACCUUUCACCAGAGGAAAUACAAGGAGUGGAUUGAAGUGAACAAAAUCCGAAGUAAGAAGAAGAAAACGAGAAGAGAAAAGCAGCACUUUUGUGAACUUCCAUCCUGUGGAGUUUUCUAAAAAAAAAACAAAAAAAAACAUGGACGCGGCCACAGAUAAUAUUGAGCUACUGAGAGCUUAGACUGAAGCCUCAUCCUCUAAUCCAACUCUGUUUCUGAUUCUUUUAUGAUCCGUUUUGUGAAGGCUGA